Molecule: messenger RNA, 1530 nt
Organism: Misgurnus anguillicaudatus (oriental weatherfish)
Lineage: Eukaryota; Metazoa; Chordata; Actinopteri; Cypriniformes; Cobitidae
Gene: mdh1aa
Product: malate dehydrogenase 1Aa, NAD (soluble)
Biological process (GO): malate metabolic process
Molecular function (GO): L-malate dehydrogenase (NAD+) activity
Source: RefSeq, a predicted model, not a curated record
GCUAUUUUUGUCUCACAAAGCUCAUUAGCGUAACCGCGUGCACAGCGGACGGGUGACAGUAAAAACAUUACGACGCGCGCGUGCGAGGGAGAAGCGUGCAUUGAUCGCUCUGCGUCGGAUCGGGUCUCUGUGGGAAUAAACAGAUCAACUCGUUUGGACACCUCGAGGGAAAAACCGCGUGAAAAUGUUGACCCUGUUGUCGGCUAUGUACUUGGUGGUGCGCACGGCUUCGGCGCAGGCCGAACCCAUCCGUGUUUUGGUGACUGGCGCAGCAGGACAGAUCGCUUAUUCCCUCCUGUACAGCAUCGCUAAAGGAGAUGUGUUCGGCAAAGAUCAGCCGAUCAUCUUGGUGCUGCUCGAUAUCACUCCCAUGUUGCCCGUGCUGGACGGUGUCGUCAUGGAAUUGCAGGAUUGCGCUCUUCCGCUUCUGAGAGACGUGAUUCCCACGGAUAAGGUUGAGGUGGCCUUUAAGGAUCUCGAUGCUGCCAUCUUGGUAGGCUCUAUGCCCAGAAAAGAGGGCAUGGAGAGGAAGGACCUGCUGAAGGCUAACGUGGCCAUUUUUAAAACCCAAGGUGAAGCCCUAGAGAAGUACGCCAAGAAGACUGUCAAGGUGCUAGUUGUUGGAAAUCCAGCCAACACCAACUGUUUAAUCGCAUCCAAAUCCGCUCCCUCCAUUCCUAAAGAGAAUUUCUCCUGUCUGACCCGUCUGGACCAUAACAGGGCCCGAUCCCAGGUGGCGAUGCGCGUCGGCGUAUCCUCUGACAGCGUGAAGAACGUGAUUAUCUGGGGAAAUCACUCCUCCACUCAGUACCCAGAUGUGCACCAUGCUAAAGUGACGCAGAAUGGCAAGGAGACGGCAGCUUUUGACGCUGUGAAUGACGAAAGCUGGCUGAAGGGCGACUUUAUCACUACGGUACAGCAGAGAGGAGCAGCUGUCAUCAAAGCCAGAAAACUCUCCAGCGCCAUGUCUGCUGCCAAAGCCAUCUGUGACCACAUGAGGGACAUCUGGUUUGGUACUCCAGAUGGCGAGUGGGUGUCUAUGGGCGUCUUUUCUUCUGGUAAUUCUUAUGGAGUUCCUGAUGACCUCAUGUACUCCUUCCCUGUUAUGAUCAAGAACAAGACCUGGAAAGUGGUUGACGGACUCUCCAUCAACGAUUUUUCCCGCGGCAAGAUGGACGCCACCGCGGCAGAGCUGGUGGACGAGAGAGACACUGCGGUCACUUUCCUGGGAGCGUGACUGGAUGUUUCAAUAACACGGCAGCCAUUAGACCCCAAGUCCCCAAAUCCACGCCUGUAGAUUUCACAGCUGACCAUUUGUGCGUGUGUGGAUGCCAGUCGCUUAUUGUAUGUGUGGGUACGCGUGUGUGAUGACUUUUCAUAUGAAGGCAAAAUGUCUGCAAUGUAACUUCCUCUGAUUGGACUGUCUGGGGAAUCGCCUCCACUGGGAACAAUUAAAAUAUGUAUACGCACAAUUGUCCUGACCAAAAUAACAAUCAAUUAUCCAACAAUAAAAAAUUGUGUAAAAUGUCA